Molecule: messenger RNA, 438 nt
Organism: Strongylus vulgaris
Lineage: Eukaryota; Metazoa; Nematoda; Chromadorea; Rhabditida; Strongylidae
Source: the annotation of a GenBank genome assembly
UCUUCUGGUAAGAGCACCCCUGGAAAUGCCUCUAUCCUCACCUCAAUGGAACCUCCCGCAGCUAUAAGAGCUCAAGCAAAGUCGCCCAACCAUAUCAAAAGACCUAUGAAUGCUUUUAUGGUGUGGGCACGUGAUGAAAGAAGGAAGAUUCUCAAAGCUCAUCCAGAUAUGCAUAACAGCAACAUUAGCAAGAUUCUAGGAAAUCGAUGGAAAUCUAUGAGCAAUUCCGAAAAGCAGCCGUAUUAUGAGGAGCAGUCACGUUUAAGCAAAUUACAUAUGGAGCAGCAUCCUGACUACCGUUAUAGACCGCGACCAAAAAGGACGUGCCUUGUCGAUGGGAAGAAGGUUCGCAUCAAUGAGUACAAAACAAUGAUGAAGAAGAAAGAGCCGAGCUGGCCUGAAGACCAGUCAAUUUCUCCUACAUCACAGGUAGGUUGA